Messenger RNA from Solanum lycopersicum (tomato), 600 nucleotides. Its product is annotated as zinc finger BED domain-containing protein RICESLEEPER 2-like. Lineage: Eukaryota; Viridiplantae; Streptophyta; Magnoliopsida; Solanales; Solanaceae. Gene Ontology annotation, molecular function: protein dimerization activity. The record is from RefSeq and is a predicted model, not a curated record.
AUGUUUGGCAAAGAAGCUCCAAUUUUAGAGAAUGGAGUUAGAGAUUACAUGGAGUUGUUGUUUGGUGAAUAUGUAAAGUCCCUUUCUAAAGAUAAAGGUAGUCAACACUCUUCAUCUUUAUCUAGUUCUUCAUUUGAAAAUUCCAGUUCACUACUUUCAAGUUCAGGCAGUGUUGUCCAAUCGAUUGGAUUUUUAGGGACAUUCAUGGAUGAUCUAAUGAAACAUAAAGCUGAAAAUACAACAACUGUCAAAACAGAAUUGCAAAAAUAUCUUGCUGAAGAAAAUGAAGUUGAAAUCAAGAACUUCAACAUCUUGUCUUGGUGGAAAAUAAACUCACCCAGAUUUCCUGUUCUUGCUGAGAUGGCUCGGGAUGUGCUAGCUAUUCCCAUUUCAAGUGUGGCAUCCGAGUGUGCGUUUAGUACUGGUGGACGUAUCUUGGAUUCAUUUAGGAGUUCAUUAACUCCUAAAUUAGUGCAAACACUAGUGUGCCUUCAAGAUUGGAUAAGAAGUGAAUCAAGACCUAUAAGUGUUGAGGAAGAUAUAGAUGUCCUCGAACAGCUUGAACAAGAUUUGGCUAAUACUAGCAUUCUGGAUUAUUAA